GUGCAGGCCACGAAUUUCAGAGCUCCUUGAAUUCUUUUUACAUAGAUUGACUGGGAAAGAAUAAGUAAGGAUCCAAAAUCAAUGGUUGCCUCAUCUGCAAGAUGGAAGGCAGGAAAAGGGCACACUCCGAUGCGGGUGAAAGUGCGAGUAGUUCACCACCACACGACAGUGACACUGAAAAGUCAACAACUACGUUAGAGCGUUCAUUUCCAAAUAGCACUUCCAAAUGGAGGCGAUCUGAUAUAGACAAAUUGGGAAUAAAACUCUUGUACAGGGCUUUCGCGAUGGAUGUUGUAUAUGAAUGGGGGCUAUAUACAAUGUUUAGAAAGGAUGUAGUUUCAGAAGAAUUGAAUACUGUGGAGGAAAUUUUACAUGUGUGUAAUUCAAUUGAAGCGAAUUUCACAUCGUUUGAAGAAUUACAGAGAAAGUUUAUUGGAAAUUCCGUGAUAUGUAAUGAAUUCGUUCCAAGAGAAAAGAUCCCUGAUGGAAUUGGAUUAUGUUCAGGACGAUUUGAGGAGUUUCAACAAAAAUUGGAACUUGUUUUAAGAGAGGGAAUUGAAGUGAAUGCUUCUGUCUCAGAAUCCAACUUUCAAACAUUAUUUGAGGACUUUCUCAAAAUAUGUGGCAUAAUCACCAGGCACCAACCUGAUAUUGCUGUAAAGAAGAUGAAGGUCAAGGGUGAAAUUGUUUCUUCAGCACCAGAUAUAUUAUGCUAUGGUUUGGAGGGGAAAGUUUUAUGUGUUGUAAAGGUUAAAAAGAACAUAAAAGGUGAAGAUACCUAUGGCAGUCCUGUAAUCAAGAAAACAUGCCAUGCAUCUUCUGAAGUAGAUCCCUGCCUACCAGAUGCCCUUCUUGCUCAACAAAUAGGAGAACUGUUAGCCUAUCUUGACAAAUCAGUUACACAUAUGGAUCUCUGUGGAAGUGUUGGUAGAGAUAUUCUUGGAUUUACGGUUGAAAAAACAAAAGUGACUGUUACACAUCUACAGUUAACUGAACUCAGCUGGGAAAAAAUUCAAAAUACCACCAGAAAGGGAUCACUUAAGCAUAUGGAGAAACCAGUUCUUCACUACAGUCGACGAUAUGAUUUUUUGAAAAAAUCGGAACGCCAAGAAUUGUUUAAGGUUAUUCUCCAUAUAAAAUUAAUGGAUUUUGUUCAUGAAAAAGUAGCAAGGCAGAGAAAAACUAAGGGGACAACUAACAUCCUGUCUUAGAAGAAAAUUUGACAAAUCACCAUCAUUAAUGCUGUAUUGAAAUAAAACAAGAUGUAUUUUAGCUCAUCUGAACCAAAUCUUCAAAGACCUAUUCUAGGGCCAUUUGUGCAGUGUGCAUGAAUGCAUGAACUUUUUGGAAUACUGGCCAUAUCUCAAGAACCUUUUCAUCAAUAUUUGUCAAAUUUAUCACAGAGUGUCCUUUGCCCAAGGUCUUUAAUUUAUACCUAAUAAGGAUGUGACCAUUAAACGGGGAAGAUAAUUAUGGCAAAAAAGGGGGGCUUCUAAUACAUUGUCUCAAGAACCACUUGGCAGAUUAUCAUCGAACUUGCAAUUGAGGAUGAAGAUAUGUUUUACAUUAAAAUUGUUUAAAGCAUCACCCUUGGGCAAAGGGCAUGGUCUCAAGGUCACUUCAAGGUUGACCUCAAUUUUGUUUUGUUAAAAAUUUCAUAUUUCGUCUACUAUAAAGACUAUAAUCAACAAAUAUUGUCUGUUGACGCAUCUUGGAACCUCAUGUUGACUUACUGUGUCAUAGUGAUCUAUUUUUCAGCUAACUUGAGCUGAAAGCUGAAUUGAGCUCUUUUGUUAAAAAUUGUCCAUUGUCUGUUGUCUUUGGCAUCAGCAUUGCCAUAAACUUUUCACAUUUUGAUCUUCUUUCCUUGAACCACUGGACAAAUUUCCACCAAACUCUGGUGAAGAAAAUUCAAGUUUGUUCAAAUGAAGAUAGUUUAAGAUGAAAUACUUUUGGAAUUUUCUGGCUAUAUUUAAAUAUAUCAUACUGUAAACCAAUUAUUAUACGCGUCAUUUUUUAUUCGCGACUGACCGCUGGAGAACUAAUCCGCGACGAUUUAUUUCCGCGAACAAGUGGUCAUUUUUUUUUUAUUUCCACAAGUAUUUUAUUUUUUGCAUCAAAAUUUCAUAUCCGCUCAUAAACUAGGUAAAAUGCUACCGUAAGUACUGCUUAUCUAUUAUUUAAGACAUUCUGUGGAUUGCGUCUAUUUAAAAUCUUAUAUCCGCACCUAAAGUAGGUAAAAUGUUACCAUGAGUAUACUUCUUACGCAUUAUUCACGACGCUCGAAUGAAAAUCGGUUAAAAAAAAUCAAGGAGAUUUAAGUUGGUUUAAAACUCUCAAGUGUAAAAGUACCUCGUGCUAAUUGGGUAAUUGAUGCUUUAUAAGAUCUACAUAGCCAAAGGGCAAUUAUUAUAAAUGGUUGGGACGGAGCAGGACUGGGCCAUAAUUAGUUGUAAUUAACCAGGCUAUCUCCCACUCGUCCGCCUGUGUGACAAUAAAUGAACAAUAAUAACACAAGCUGAAAUAUUUAUUGACAUUUUAAUCGUUUUAGACAAAUAUUUUUAGAUUUUCCAUUCGUUUAUAUAUUUUUUCUGAAUGUUUGUAAUAAAACUUCAACUGCUUCUAGAACACUAAAAUUCUUCCGUGAUUACUUAUUGAACCGUCGGGAUCAGUACUCAAAAAAGGGCAAAUAACUCUAAUCAUAACAUGGGAAAAUGAACAACUGGUUCGCGACGAUAAAUAUCCGCGAGCAGAGGUUACUCGCGGAACUCGCGAAUAUUUAUCGCACGCGUAUAAUACUUGGUUUAAAGUAUACUGAUUGUCUUACAAUCAUCAAAUUUUGUUACUUGAUGCAUCUUAAGAACUUGGAGUAUGUUCACUGAAAAGUAGGUCAUGGUGACAUAGUUAUGAAAUGAUAUUAGCUAAUUUUCUUUUUCAUUUGAUGCAUUUGAAGUCUGUGGAGUAUUUCAACCAAAGAGUAGGUCUGGGUGACCUAUGUUUGAAAAUUUGAGGUUGUAUUUAGAUAUUUCAGAUAUCACCUGUAUCUGAAGUAAUUUGUAUUAAUUUCCUGACCCGAAAUUUUGGAACUUAUGUAAAGGUUUUGUACAUAAUAUAGAUUGUAAAUUGUUCAAAUCAUAGUUCCCUGGGGUAGGUUUGGAUCACAAUAUACUGUAUAGGGGGAAAAUAACUUGCGGUGUUAAUAUUCGCUAUUUUCACGGUGUUGAUAAAUCCGUGAAUUCAAGAAACAGUGAAUAAAUUUUCAAUAAUC
Messenger RNA from Saccostrea cuccullata (small rock oyster), 3268 nucleotides. RefSeq lists its product as uncharacterized. Lineage: Eukaryota; Metazoa; Mollusca; Bivalvia; Ostreida; Ostreidae. The transcript is spliced from 6 exons. The record is from RefSeq and is a predicted model, not a curated record. The coding region runs from base 102 to 1211 and encodes 369 amino acids.